CCCCACAUAAACAUCAUGAUUCGUCCGGCCUCCUCUAGCCCUUCGGUCUUGGUAAUAUAUAUCACACUAGCUUGUAGUUAUAGUUUCUCUAUAAAACAGCCUUUCAAUCUGGCCUGAGGCUAGCUAAGAUCGAUUUGAAUACCUCACAGCCAUGGGAGAAAAGGGUAUAACAAUAAUGGUGCUGAAGGUUGAUCUUCAGUGCCGUCGCUGCUACAAGAAGGUGAAGAAAGUUCUAUGUAAAUUCCCUCAAAUACAUGACCAGAUAUACGACGAGAAGAAAAACACUGUGACAAUCAAAGUCGUUUGCUGCUGUCCUGAAAAGAUUAUGCAAAAGAUACGCUGCAAGGGUGGCAAUUCCAUUCUCUGCAUUGAGAUCUUACCGCCCCCGAAGCCGCCCCAGCAGAAAAAAGAGGAUCCCAAGCCGCCUCCGCCGCCAAAAGAGGAUCCCAAGCCACCGCCGCCGCCAAAAGAGGAUCCCAAGCCUCCGCCGCCAAAAGUGGAUCCCAAGCCUCCUCAACCGGAGCCUCCUUGCAAGGUUCCUGUGGUUGUACAGGUUUGCCCACCGGAUUACGUAUACCCGUCUGCCCGUGUGUGUUGUAGGGAGUGUUCUGAGGGUCGUCCUGGGGGCCCGUGCUUUGAAGGCCAUGGCCAGCCACCACGCCAAUGUUGUAGGGAGUGUUCUGAGGGUCGUCCUGGAGGCCCGUGCUUUGAAGGCCAUGGCCAGCCACCACGCCCAUGUUAUGUGGUUUAUGGGCGGCCAGUGUAUGAUAGUUAUGGUGGCGGUUGGAAUAGGGGUUGCUAUGUGAGCCGCUGUGAUUACUUUUGUGAAGAAUCUCCAUCGGGAUGCACAGUCAUGUAAUUAAUUGAUCAUGUGCAUGCAUCAUCAUGUCCUAGUUUCCUCUGUCAUGCGUUAUUGUUGAUGUUGAGUCAAGGUUUGUCUGUAUUUGUGUUUUCCUUACUAUCUUCCUAUUACUAGAAAAAGAUUUGAUAAGGUUGCUGGACUGGUAAAUGUCGGUGAACAGUUGUUAAUUUACUUGAGUAUUACGUGAGUUUAAUGAUAUUUAAAUAACAUAAGUUUCUUAUUUCCCUUC
Corylus avellana is the source of this 1091-nucleotide messenger RNA. RefSeq lists its product as uncharacterized. NCBI's taxonomy places the organism in Eukaryota, Viridiplantae, Streptophyta, Magnoliopsida, Fagales, Betulaceae. Gene Ontology annotation, molecular function: metal ion binding. The record is from RefSeq and is a predicted model, not a curated record.